This is a messenger RNA of Oncorhynchus mykiss (rainbow trout), 1764 nucleotides long. RefSeq lists its product as uncharacterized. The record is from RefSeq and is a predicted model, not a curated record. NCBI's taxonomy places the organism in Eukaryota, Metazoa, Chordata, Actinopteri, Salmoniformes, Salmonidae.
AACUACGUUUACCAGGAUCAGGAAGCGCACUUUGCCGUGUCGUGCGAUGCCCAUAGACUAUCACACAGAGCCUCCUUAUUGCAUCAGGCAUCGUCCACUCGGCAGAGAGACAGAAAGGACAGCUAGACUACAUGUCAUGGACUGGUGGACUACCCUGGCUGCGAGUAUAGCCUUCCUCUGGCUGCUGUGUUAUAUCGACGGUAAGAGAACCUGGUUAGCAGAGGUAUGGGAGCUUUCUUCGUCAAGGGAACGGUGCGGUAUUGGCACGCGCACGGCUCUUCCUCCUAAUUGCGGCAACGCCGUCCUGGAGCUGCGGCUCCUCCUCCACGCCCUCACCAAAGCAGCGUGCCACCUGUACCUGGCCGUGCUCCCACUGCGGCGCGCCGCACUGCACCUUGCCCGCUUUGUCUGUCACCUGGUAAACCAUGGCCCCGCCUCCGCUGGCCGGGCGUCUCCUCUUCUCCUCGAGGGGGUGUGUGUGAUAUGUGAAGCGGUACCGGACCUGCUGGGAGCCGGGCUCAGUCUGUGUGCAGUAGUCUGUCACAUCCUACAGGGGGUACUGUUCCUGCUGGCCGCCACGGUGAGGUCGGUCCAGGUGAGUGUUCUGGCCCAGAUGGACGGGGAGAAGGAGAGGUGGGAGAAGGAGCAGCAUCAAGCUCGGCAGGACGAGAGGAGACAGAACUCCGGGGUGGUGGAAUACCUGUCUGUGUUCUGUCAAGACCCCAUCAGUUCACUACGACUCAGAGUGGACAUGAUCAAUAGAUAACAUCACUGUCUGUCUGUCUGUCUGUAAAGGUGGACAUGAUCAAUAGAUAACAUCACUGUCUGUCUGUCUGUGAAGGUGGACAUGAUCAAUAGAUAACAUCACCAUCUGUCUGUCUGUCUGUCUGUCUGUCUGUCUGUCUGUCAAGACCCCAUCAGUUCACUACGACUCAGAGUGGACAUGAUCAAUACAUAACAUCACUGUCUGUCUGUCUGUCUGUCUGUGAAGGUGGACAUGAUCAACACAUAACAUCACUGUCUGUCUGUCUGUGAAGGUGGACAUGAUCAAUAGAUAACAUCACCAUCUGUCUGUCUGUCUGUCUGUCUGUCUGUCUGUCUGUCUGUCUGUCUGUCUGUCUGUCUGUCUGUCUGUCUGUCUGUCUGUCUGUCAGCGUUGGGCUCAAUUCAGACUUGAGUUAAGUAUACUUCAAAUUCCAAUUAAAUUCUUGAAUUGGAAUUGAAGUAGUAAACAGGAUACAGAAUUGAAGUAGUAAACAGGAUACAGAAUUGAAGUAAUAAACAGGAUACAGAAUUGAAGUAAUAAACAGGAUACAGAAUUGAAGUAGUAAACAGGAUACAGAAUUGAAGUAGUAAACAGGAUACAGAAUUGAAGUAGUAAACAGGAUACAGAAUUGAAGUAGUAAACAGGAUACAGAAUUGAAGUAGUAAACAGGAUACAGAAUUGAAGUAAUAAACAGGAUACAGAAUUGAAGUAAUAAACAGGAUACAGAAUUGAAGUAGUAAACAGGAUACAGAAUUGAAGUAGUAAACAGGAUACAGAAUUGAAGUAGUAAACAGGAUACAGAAUUGAAGUAGUAAACAGGAUACAGAAUUUAAAUUUGAAUGAAAGGAAAUAGAGUGAAAUUCAAAUGCCUCUUGUAUUGUAUAUUAGAUGUAGUCUAUAACUAUAUAUAUAUUUAUAUAUCAUGUAAAACAUGUCAUUAUAUACAUGCCUAAUUAAAUAAAGGUUCAAUUAAAUAAGUAUACAUGCAUAUAAAAUAU